AUGAGCGGGGCAGCCCUGGGCCUGGAGAUAGUGGUGGUGUUUGUCCUGGCUCUGUUCCUCCUACAUCGUUAUGCAGACUUCCGGAAGCAGCAGAGAAUGGUGCUGUUUGGCACCCUGCUGGCCUGGUACCUGUGUUUCCUCAUUGUCUUCAUCCUUCCUCUGGACAUCAGCACGACAAUCUACAAGCAGUGUAAAAUUGAUCAUGAGGAGCACGCCACUGUACCCCCUGUGACCCCGCUGCUAUCCAAUCAAACCGCAGGAAACUCCACUUCGGUUACACCCACUAAAAGCAUUCCCAAGGUGUGUUACAAACCGUGGAGCUACAUUCCGGAUGGGAUAAUGCCUGUGUUCUGGAGGGUUGUUUACUGGACAUCUCAGUGUCUCACAUGGCUGCUGCUGCCCUUCAUGCAGUCCUAUGCUCGCUCGGGGGGGUUUUCCAUCACUGGGAAAAUAAAGACGGCGCUGAUCGAGAAUGCUAUUUAUUACGGAACGUACCUGCUCAUCUUCGGCUCGCUGCUCAUUUAUGUGGCCGUCCAUCCUCAGCUGCAGCUGUCCUGGUACGAGCUGCAGACGAUAGGCAUCACUGCAGCCAACACCUGGGGCCUGUUCCUGCUGGUGCUGUUGCUGGGUUACGGCCUGGUGGAGAUACCGCGCUCCUAUUGGAACGCCUCGAGGCGGGGACACCUGCUCAUCAAGACGUACUUCAAGGCAGCCAAGCUGAUGACCGAGAAGGCUGACGCUGAGGAGAACCUGGAGGAUGUCAUGGAGGAAGUAAGGAAAGUUCAAGAGUCCAUCAAAUAUAACCACCCAUUGAGGAAGUACAUUGACACUAUUUUAAGGAAGUGUCCUGUGGACUAUCAGGAGAAGAUGGGUAGAAAUAUGGAUGACUAUGAGGACUUUGAUGACAAACAGAACACCUAUCCCAGUGAGAAGAGCCUGGUGAAGCUUCACAAACAGGUAAUUUACGCUGUGCAGAGACACAACAGGACCCGUGUCCAGUGGCAGAUCCUCUUACAGCAGGCUAUCCACCUGGAGGACGUGGCCAAGAAUGAGACCAGUGCAACCCACCAGUUUGUCCACAGCUUCCCCUCCACUGAACCAACCAGCUGGUUCAGCCGAUACCUUUACACUCCGACUGUAGAGUGGUUCUGGGAGUGCCUGCUCCGGCAGUGGUUCUACCGGCUGCUGGCCGUGUUUCUCUCUCUAUUCUCGGUGGCGGUGGUGUGGUCCGAGUGCACCUUCUUCAGCACUCAGCCCGUCCUCUCGCUCUUCGCAGUCUUCAUCCAGCUCGCUGAGAGGGACUACAACUACCUCUACAUCGAGAUGGCGUGCUUCAUCACCAUCUUCUUCCUGUGCACGUGUGUUUACUCCACUGUGUUCCGGAUUCGAGUGUUCAACUACUACUACCUUGCCUCACACCACCAGACUGAUGCCUACAGCCUGCAGUUCAGCGGCAUGCUUUUCUGCCGUCUGACCCCUCCUCUGUGUCUGAACUUCCUGGGUCUGAUCCACAUGGACUCUGCUAUCUCCCACCAGCAGAAGGAGCAGACCGCCUAUACCUCGAUCAUGGGUUCCAUGAGGGUUCUGUCGUUCAUCGCGGACGGCUUCUACAUCUACUACCCCAUGCUAAUACUGCUGCUCUGCAUCGCUACCUACUUCAGCCUCGGCACUCGCUGUCUCAACCUCCUGGGCUUCCAGCAGUUCGUAGGAGACAACGAAAUGACCUCGGACCUGAUCGAUGAGGGCAAAGAGCUAAUUCGAAGAGAGAAAAGAAAGCGCCAACGGAUAGAGGAUAGAGAGAACCGACGAAGGGAUUGGAAGGAGCGCUAUGGUAACUCACGGGAAGACUACACCACAAGGAACAGGAGUAGAAAUGAGGCAGCCGAAAUGACAGAGACCAACUACUCCGACACUGCCCCCGUCCCCAUCCCCAACCCCAGCAGACAGGCGAAGUACUCUCGGACUGGCAGGGGGACAGAGAGAGACUCUAUAGAACUUCUCCAGGACGCAGAACCUUUGGACUUCAAUGCAGAGACACUUUCAGAUGACCCUCUAGAAACAGAUUCUACCAGGCAUGUACCUGGAAGGUACCUGUCCAUGUCCUCAUCACGGAGCAGGAUCUUUGAUGACGUUUGAGUGAAGUGGAGGGAAAGUCAAAGGAGCAGAAAUGUAAAAAAAGUGUAUAUACAGAUCUAUAUAUCCAUGCAUCUGUUUUACAUGGAAGACUAUGUGAAGGAAAGACUCUCUCGUUCCUCUUUGAAUGUUGCACAUGACCUCUAUUUCCCACUGCGCUGAUGACCUGAUUCCAGCACGGCCCCUUUCCAGUUGCUUGUGGCCUGUUAGAAAAGUCCAGCGGCUGUUGAUAUAUUCUUUCCAAUUAGGCAGCUAUCAGUUGUCCCGUGCAAGCCAGUGUUAAGCAUGUGAUGAAUGGCGACCCAUACACCACUUGGGCUUAUCAUUGUUUCUCAGCUGUUAAUUCGUCAAACUGGUUUGUCAUUUUAGUUAUUACUUAUGAAAUUCCCUUCAAGGUCCUCAGUUCAUUUGAAAUCUUUAAGAUAGUCAGAUUGAAGAACUAAUAUUACUAUUUAAGGAUCUUUUUGGAGGAAGAUAUUUUUAAUGAAUGAAGUAGAAUUUAUUUCUUCAACAAAAACAAAUAGUGGAACACAUGAUACAUAUUUCAAUCAAUUAAUAUGGUAUUAUGGAAGGCACAAAGGAACAUUUCCUGGGUCUGUUUCUGCAGCUGCUACCAUAGAAACUGAGGACAGGAAACAGUCCUAUUUCAUGUGCAUUAAGUGUGAUCCAGUCCACACUUAACUGAAUUAACACAUGGGGUUUGCAUUGCCCACAGAUCUGAAUCCUUACUUGUGAUGGAUGUCAUUAACUUCAUUUCUUUUUCUGUGGAAGUGCACUGAUGUCCGAUUUGUGCUAACUGGAUCUAAAAUUGGAAUUGAGCCCUGAUGCUGGAGAUGUUGCUACUAAUGAGCUGAUGAUAAAAAUAAAAUUACCAUUGUGAGGUAUACUACAUUUUAUGUCUAAUGUCAGAAUUACCUUAAAGGUAUGUUUGAGAAUUGUUAAAUUCAGUUUAGUUCUAUUUGAGUUGCAAUAUUGUGUCAUGACAUUGACAUUAGUAACGCCUUAUUUAUUGUUAAAAGAAUCUCCUGAAGUAUUUUGGGGGUAUUAUGGUGCCAUAGUUUUCUUUUUUGGUUUAAUCAACUGCAUUACUAAAAUUGCAAAUAUGCAUUUUCCAAUAAUAUUUUUUUGUUAAGCUACUUGGCUCAAUCAAAACAAGUGACCUUGAUGUCCUGCAUUUAUAUAUUUAGUCUCAAAUUUAUUAAGAGGUCUUGGCACGUACAGCACAAGAUUAUAACAUCUGUGAAAUACUGUAAAUUCCUAACAUCUUUUACUGGAGGGUUUCAACCGUAAACUGCACACUUUGUCAGCAGAAGUUACUACUGUUUGAGAAUGAACAUGCACACGCAAGAGCAUGCAGGUUAAAUGCAUGAUAUUCAUCUUGGAAGGAGUUCUACAAUCAUGAAUAAUGUAAUCUGCUGUAAAUACUAUUUUAAAUGCUACCAGUCACCUUCUGCUCUCGGUGUCCAUGUCAAUGAUGCACUAAUGUAUUUUAAGUUAAGAUGUCUUUUGUUUUUGUAUGGUUCUAUUAAUAUAGUGGACAAUGGUCAAAACAUGUACAACAUGCUAUUUAUUUGUAAAUGAACAAAUUUGUUAACAAUAUCCCAUUACAGAGUAAAACAGUGUCAUGUCUUGGGGUUAGAUGCCCCUUUAACUUUAAUCUCUUUGUAAAGGUAGAAAAUGAAAGUUCCUAAUUAUACAAUAUACUGUAGUGUUUGUGAGAGGCAACCAAUCUCACACUGGUUUUGGUAAAGAUGUUUUAUGUACAUUUGAAAUAUGUUAGUACAGUAAUUUCACUCUGCUGGAAUGUUAAUUUAUUAAACCCUGGUGUUGGUUCAGUUUUCCCUAUAUCAGAAUAAAAGAACAUACUUUAUAUAUUGUGUUGUGGAACAAAAUAAAAGCAUCUUUAAGUGA
Molecule: messenger RNA, 4044 nt
Organism: Esox lucius (northern pike)
Lineage: Eukaryota; Metazoa; Chordata; Actinopteri; Esociformes; Esocidae
Gene: lmbrd2b
Product: LMBR1 domain containing 2b
Exons: 17
Coding region: 1-2136 (711 amino acids)
Biological process (GO): adrenergic receptor signaling pathway
Cellular component (GO): membrane
Source: RefSeq, a predicted model, not a curated record